Messenger RNA from Kluyveromyces lactis, 1068 nucleotides. It is a transcript of the gene ERF2, whose product is annotated as palmitoyltransferase ERF2. The transcript has a single exon. Gene Ontology annotation, biological process: peptidyl-L-cysteine S-palmitoylation; protein targeting to membrane. Gene Ontology annotation, cellular component: endoplasmic reticulum; Golgi apparatus. Gene Ontology annotation, molecular function: protein-cysteine S-palmitoyltransferase activity. Bases 1 to 1068 code for a protein of 355 amino acids. The record is from RefSeq and is a predicted model, not a curated record. Lineage: Eukaryota; Fungi; Ascomycota; Saccharomycetes; Saccharomycetales; Saccharomycetaceae.
AUGAUUGAACGGUUUAUGAGAAAUGAUAAGGAUCGUCCGUCUGCGAGAGAUGGGCAGCAAAAUGGAACGAAUGAUGACAGUUACUUUGUUAAGUUUUUACACUGGAUUAUAACUCUAGAUACUUAUGAUGGUAGUUCCAGAAAUUAUGGCCGGAUGACGGAAACAACCAACUAUACUUUCUUCUUCGGUGGUAGAGUGAGAACGGUUACAAAAACAAGCGUUUACUCGAUAGUUGUGUUUGCAAUGUUUAUUGUUCCACUAAUAUUGUUUUCUAUAUUUGAAUGCAAUUAUCUAUGGCAUCACAAAGGCACAAACUGGAAACCAGCUAUCGUUAUCCUAUAUUAUUUCUAUUUGUUGACGAUAUGCAGUUUCCUCAGGGCAGCGUGUUCUGAUCCAGGAAUAGUACCAAGAAACGUCCAUAUACCUGAUCUGAAUGCAUCGUAUAAAAUACCGCAAGAGUAUUAUAACUACGCAAUUCUACCCACCAAAAACCCUAAUGCAUCGGUAUCAAUGAAGUAUUGUCAAACAUGUAGAAUUUGGAGACCACCUAGAUCAGCACAUUGUUCAGUAUGUGAUGUAUGUGUCUUGAGUCAUGAUCACCAUUGCAAAUGGUUGAAUAACUGCAUUGGGAAACGAAACUACAGAUUUUUUCUUGAAUUCCUUAUGGCAAGCACGAUCUCAUGUAUCCUAUUGAUCUUGCUUUCAUCAUUUAGGCUCUCAUAUUCUCCACAAGUCAGAUACACUCCUGUAAGUCUAUUAAUCAUUUGUUAUUGUGGACUUGGAAUAUGGUAUCCAUUGAUAUUAUUCAUUUACCAUAUUUUCCUUGCGGGAACUCAGCAGACUACACAUGAGUACUUACGAAGUAUCGGCUCUAAGCACCCAAUAUUCCACAAAAUCACCCGAAAUCGAGACAGUCCGUAUGAUAGGAAUUCGAUGUUCUUCAACUUGAUACACCUUUGGUUCCAAGAAAGAGGAUGGAACCUUGUGGAUCCAAGACGAAAACAACAUUAUCCAGCGGAUAUACGAUUCCGAAAACUUCCGGAAGCUCAUAGCUUUGAGACUGUAUAA